Molecule: messenger RNA, 20075 nt
Organism: Xyrichtys novacula (pearly razorfish)
Lineage: Eukaryota; Metazoa; Chordata; Actinopteri; Labriformes; Labridae
Source: the annotation of a GenBank genome assembly
ACGGUAAUCCUGACAGCGGAUCAGGGUGUCAGCUGAUCCUCCUUUGCUGGCGAGUGAGGAGGAGAAUCAGCUGAAGGAAAACACUGCUGGAUACUUAUAACCAUGGCUGCGGAGAUACACUCGAGGCCCCAGACCGCCAGACCGAUUCUUUUGAACAAGAUUGAGGGACACACAGACGCUGUGAAUGCAGCCGUUUUGAUACCGAAAGAAGAUGGAGUGAUUACCGUCAGCGAGGACAGGUGAGCUUGCCGAGUGGGCUAAAGGUAAUAUCUGGGAGUAGCUUUCGGGCUCCGUCUAUGUGCUGGCCAUUUCACUAAUAAAACCGCCCGUGUUGGUUUUAAUUGGACAAAAACAACACAGAAUUCACAGUUUUUAAGCCUCAUGGUAACACUUUAUGUUUUAAAUAAUCCACACGGACCCAUGGUUAGCAUAACAAGAGCAAAGUAGAAAAAUAUAUCCAGCAGAAGAGCCCUAAAAAUAUCCAUAAAUAUCUGUAAAAUGCCAACCAGCCGUUACAGUUAACGGUUCGUGACAAUUAGUUUCAUUCACCAGCGUUGUGAUUUAUGACUCAGCCUGUGUGUUUGUUCAGUUUUCAUAGCUGUGUUUGGGUUUGUUUUUUCUUAGCCAGAUAGCUAAUGCUAACAGUAAACAUUAGUUUCUCAAACAGUAACAGCUCCACGUCCUCUGGUGUGAUGUUUAGCCGCUGCAGGUGCUCUCAAUGAAACGCUUUUAAAUGUAGGGGAGACUGGGAACGGCUGCAACACUCUCAGAAAUUUCUUGGUUUGACUCAGGCUCAGCAAACAAAUAUGAUUUAGCUAAAUGUAAGCCUUAUUCUCAUUAUGGAGGCUUAAAGCAGACAUGUAUCCAUACAUUUGUUUACCCUGUUUUCUUCCAAUAACCAUUUAACUGUACUAUAUUUCCUCACUUUUAUUUGGAGAGUUGUAUUAGCACAGAACAAACAGACAUGGGUUCAACUUACAUCAUAAGUGUGAGCAAUGGGAGCAUAAGAUGUCAUGGACAGCCUUAUCACAGUGAUUAGUGUGUUGGUUUAUUAUCUCUGCUUUCCAAAACUAAACUCUGUUUACCUCAAGAUGGGAGUUCAAAACCCAUAGAAAAAAAAGUACCUUUUCAAAAAUAUAUGCACAUGUGCUAGAUUGGGAUCCUGAAAAUAACUAAAAUUGACUCACAGUCACAGGAAGACCAACACUGUUAUCUCAAGGGAAAUAAAGAAGUUGGGGUCUAAAGGGUAAUAAAGAAAGCAAGAUUUCCAAAAACAAAUGCUUAUUACAGUACACUAGAGCAAACCACAUGUAUGGAUGCAUGUCUGUUUCAGCCUAGCAUAGAGAAUCAACCAUUCCACUUUUGUAAUACAACAUAUUGUUCAUAGCAUGAUUUUCCAACAGACCCAGACUCCAGGUUAGCUGUGGUUCAUAAAUGGUUCCAAUUGACAUGAACUGAACACUUUCAUUUGCAGUAAAAACUGAACUUAAGGGUGUUUGUUGGUAUUCAAAUGACAUUGUCUUCUGACUCAACCAGUUCUUGUAACAAUACAAAAGUCUAAACCAUGCUGAAGUUAGUAUCUGCUGUCUUCGAUUUGGUUAAUGUCUCUUGAACUGUGCGGUAUGUUCUAUCUGUAUUUUCUUGUCAUUACUUUGUGUCUUCCUAUCUCUGCUAUGCAAUUUGGCAUGUCUCACCACCUUUCCUCUCAAUAUAAAGAGUCAGUAAGUGUUGUUAAGGGUUUUCGACCAAUCAGAAUUAGGUAUUUAAUACAGCUGAGUGACGAUAUUCAAUCAGCAUGUUGGGGACUCUUUUCUCUCAAGAUUUUGACAUAUCAGCCCUUGUUGAAACCCUCCCCGGUCUCCCCUAUUUAUUUUUUUUAUUACCAAAAGCAGGCAAUUUGCGUUUGUGAGUGCAUUAGGUUAUUUAUGGUAUUUGUAAGUUGCUAAAUAGUUUGUUUCAUAAUUGUAUUAUUGUGGUUAAGAAGGAUUAUCAAUAACUUUGGUACAAUAUUUACAGCAUGAAGUGAAGCCAGUGAAACUUCUCAUUGUGUGACAGACACUUUCAGUACAGCAUUAUAUGUAUAACCUCAGCCAUGAAGAGGGAGAAGUGGUCGCAAUAGUCCCAAACAUUAACUGAGUUUUGCUUCAAUGAAGUGAAACUCAAGCUAACAUUCGUGAUUCAGAAGUUCAACAAACCAAAUUGUCACAUGAAGAAAGAGGAGAUUAGUUUGUGUGAAGAUGUUACACAGUUUCCAUCACGUAUCUAACCCACUUUCAUGUUUGAAAAGGAAGUUUAGGGCUGCUUUUGGUAUUUUUAAUGAGGUCAUUUUGCAGAAAUUUACAGGAAAAGAAGUAAAACUGAAAGCUGACUCCUUUAAAAACAGGCCAAAGGAAGCUUAUUUUUUAAUGCAAUUGAACUGAAACCUAUUGUGGUUUCCGAGAAGUAAAUGUGGUCCUUUCAAAGGAGACUUGUGCUGUUUGUUGUAAUUAAACUGUAAUGGUUAUUGAUUCAAAGAAAAAGAUCAGAUUAAAUUAAGAAAUGCUUCAUACUUUUGACAACAAAGUGUUCAACGUUGGUAAGGUCCAAAGGUUCAGAUGAGGAGUGGUUGAGUUGAUAAAAAGUGACCUAGAAAAAGAGUCAUAUCAAACAGUCUAUUAUUAAAUUGUCAUAGGAACACUUGAAGCUCUGUCCUGUGAUCUGAAUCAAGCAUUGUGUGUAAACAGAACCAGGGAUCGCUUCCAAGACAAGGACUAAGCCAAGUCCUAAAUGAGGGCCGUCUCUACUGGUUAUUUCCAGCAGUCAGAGCCAAGUUUCAUUUUAAUAAAAGAAGGAAAAAUGAGUCCAAGUGCAGAGGGAGAUUCUUAACAGGAAGUAAAAGAUAAGACCACAUUUACCUUUUUGUGUCUCAGAGUUAAUCUCCAUCAUCAGAGAUAGACCACUGAGUGAGCUUUGAGAGACACUGAGCUGUGCUUUCUUUUUCUUCAAGGACAAUUCGGGUUUGGCUGAAGAGGGACAGCGGUCAGUACUGGCCCAGUAUCUACCACACAGUGUCCUGUGAGUCACACUACAGUUAUUCAAUCAAAAUGAUUUAUGAGUAGCGAUGUUCUGAUGCAGUCAUGUCCUUUUCCAUCUUUGUCUCUGAUACCAGCUCUGUGGAAAAAAGGCUGAAAAUAUUAACAUUCUGAACUCUGUGUGACUGUGUGAGUGUGAUAGCUGUUGUUGUGUGCGUGUAUGUAAAUUAUUACCUUUAAACAGGAUAAGCUUACAUUAGAGGAAGCUUGACUCUCGGUCUCUCUACAUCUCUUCAGAGGGAAGAGAAACACUGUUUACUUUUUGCUGUUCUUCCUUUUUUAGUAAAAGAAUUUAAUAAACAAACUCCUGCACGCUCACAGAAAUACAUCCGCAGGAACAAUGUUUUGGCAUUUGACCCUCAUCAGACAUUUUUGUUUUGGUGAGCUGAAGUACUAGUUGUUGUAGUAUUUUUACAGGAAAGAAAGUGUGCAUAGGUUCGUGGAAAUAUUUUUAUUAACUUGUUUAUUUCCGCAAAGCAACAACUGAUAAGACGUGCAUAUUUUUCUAUUUAUUACUGGAACUUGAGGUAAGAAAUACUGCCCCACAACCACCAUUCCUGUGUAAAAUGUUGAUGGAAACAGAUUUAGAUGAUAUGCAAAUCAUUUCAGUGCUAAAUGUAAUCAGAAAAACUAACCUCUAAAAACAUGCUUUAGCAUUAGAACGAUGCAGUAUUAUAGUCUAAAACAAAUGCAAUAAAUGUUCUGCUCCAAAUUGAAGAAGAGGACACAAAAAGCUGUAACAGCUGCUUUGGCAACAACAAUGCAAACCAAGCAGCAAAAAUUCAGGACAAAAAUAAAAACCGUAGAAAACAGCUGCUGAAGAGAGACUGCUUAUCUCCAGGUGCACAUCUCCUUGGAAGUACUCUGGACUUUUAGGGGUGUAGUGUUGACCGACUUCUACUCUCUGCUGAUAGCACACAUAAUGACCUGCUAUCAGUUCUUCUGUGCUGGUUAUAAACAGCAGCCAUAGUUUUCUGUACGUCUUCAGUGGUUUGUCUUUGGCUGUAUGAACAUGUUUUAUUGUGGAUUUAAGGAAAUAUAUAUGCAUCUGUAUAUGAAUCUACUUUUCAAGUGUGUGUGUGUGUAUUUCUAUAUAGAUGUGUGUAUAUGCAUAUGUAUAGAUAGAUAGAUAGAUAGAUAGAUAGAUAGAUAGAUAGAUGUUUUAAGUGUUAUUCCUUCAAAGCUUCUUUUGUACUUACUUACCUUUACCAUCCCCCAUAUUAAUCUUUUUAUAAUUUCCUUAUGACUUUAAUCUUCUUUUUGUCCAAGUCAUGCUUUAUUAUUUUAUUACCUUAUUUAGUUCCUCUAUUUUGGUUGUGUUAUUAUCCCAUCUUGAUUUUUAACACUCAUUCUGUCACCAGUGUUUCCUCAUUUCUGUGCUGUGACACAGUUUCCUCAGUUCCUCAGCUUCUCUUUACCUUGUAUAUUAGUGGGGAGGUGGGGGGUCAUGGAGGGGACUGGGACAGGGGAGAUGGUCUCCAUGUACUGAUCACCUUUUUUAAUGUUAUCAUUACUAUUAUAACUUAAUUACAGCUAUUUGUGUUCCAUUAUUGUCGUGUGAAAAGUGCGUAAGUUCAAAUACAACCUGAUCAAUAGAUGAAUGGAUUGAUGUAUUAGCAAACAUCAUUCUCCGGCUGGUAUCAGAAUUUUCAUUUCUUUCAAUAUUUGAAAGUCUUGUUUGUGUUCGUAUGAGUUCAGCUGUUUAAAGACCUACACAUGAAUAUUAACUUCCUCCUCAUUGCAAACUUCUUCUUCUGCAGCUCCAUGUUCUUGCAUGUCUUACCAUCAUGACAGCAGACGGAUCUUCAUCGGCCAGGACAACGGAGCGGUUGUGGUGAGUGAUGCCACAUGAAACAAAUAGCUCUCCCUCUUUUGGUUGUUCAAACACAUUAAAGUUAAAAAAACAAUCCUGCUGGUCUGGUUUUUGUAGGCUACAGUUUCAAUGUUUAGACUCCUUUUAAAUGCCUCUGAGGGUAGGAUGGUUGUUUGACCUGAGCCUUCUGUUUUUUUGUUUACUCACCCUUCAGGAGUUUCUCAUCUCUGAAGAUUUCAACAAGAUGAACCACGUCAAAACAUAUCCAGGUGACAGAAUGAAAUCCAGUUGCAUAUACACACCUGCUAGCAGAGCCCUUAACACUGUGACUCCUUUGUGCGUUCGUUAUAAACUGAUUUGACUUAGUAAUAGUAGUGAUAGUAAUUCUGUUGUAUAGAAAUACAUUAUUUUGUCAUUCAUCAUUGUCAAGGAAAUAUCGUCAACCUCUCCACCUUUGUUUUAAGAAAACUAGAUGUCUGAAUUGCCAUUAAGACGUUGUGACAUGUACUUCCUGAUGAAUAAUGAAAAUCAUUUUUGAUUACAAGCUGAGCACACUUCCCCCAUCCGUGAUCAGCAUAUAUUUAACCUCCUCAGCAGAAAAAAAAAGAAAAGAAAUUAAUCUUUGAGAGGAAACAGUCAGCCUGUUGCUCCAGAGUCAAACACCACAUGUUGCCACUGGAAUGCUCCAUCUGGUUUCGAGCUUGUAUCAAAUUUAAGCCUGAACAGCAAAACCAUGACUCGCAAACAGAUCAGACAUUAGGAUGUGUGUAUGUGUGUGUGUGUGAGCACUUAAGAAAUACACACACAGGAUUUAAUAUCUCCAAUAUGCUGUCAGCAUUACUUUGUUCAGAGCUGCAGAACAAGAAAUGAUUUUUUUUCUUAUCAACUCUUUGGCUUGUGAGGAGAAAAAAACCACACGUGUUCAGUCAGAUUGAAGUGUGGUUUAAUAGAAAGAUAAAGUAACUGUUUUCUGUCUGAUCUCCAUCACUUACCCAGCAGGUACAUCUUUCUCUGUUAUGGCACAAGGACAGUGGUUGAGUUAAACUGCCUAAUUGAGGAUUGCCUAAUUGUAACCCAACUUAACUGUGCACAUUAAACUGCACAUCAAGUGUAAGAAGAAACAGUUCACUGCAGGUCACCAAAACAUGCUUGGUUCAUGUUUCCCACUGCAAAACCUCACAGUGAGUUCGAGUUAUUUGAAACAGGUCUUCCUCAGGUGUGACGCUUGGCUCUGCUGACAGCUGUCUCAAAAUGUAGAGGUUUAAGCCAGGAUUUACUCUGCACUGAUGAUCAUCAAAGUUUGGGUUAUUAGUUAAAUCAACAGAUGAAGCUGUUGGUCUGAGUUUGAAGUGUGUCACAAAGUGUUAAACCUGCUUUUUCUGCUCUGUGUUAAACGACAGUCCUUGAUCAUAUAAACAGUUUUGACCUUAGAGUCCUGCUCCAGAUGGACAGUAAAGACCGAUGAGUCUAAAUCAUCCGGAGGGAUCCGUCUGUGUAAGACUGAAUUACAGUGACACUAAGCAGAGCCUCUGAUCAGCUCACAGAAGAGGGAAAUUAGUCCUCAAUGGUCUUUGCUUCAUAGCAGCUCAGACACAAAAGCCCAGGAGAGGAGAUUUAAUCCUGUUUGAUGUUUUGUUGUCUGAUCAACCUUCUGUGCGUGUUUGUGUGUGUGCUUUGCAGCUCACCAGAACCGGGUGUCAGAUAUGGUGUUCUCCCUGGAAAGUGAGUGGGUGGUGAGCACUGGCCAUGACAAGAGUGUUAGCUGGAUGUGCACUCAGAGCGGCAGCAUGCUGGGGAGGCACUACUUCACCGCCUGGGCCUCCUGCCUACAGUAUCCUUCACUCGCUCACGGUAGAGCGGGCAUGUCCCAAGUCCUUUGAGAGGUCCUUUGAGACAGUUGUCAGCUUGCAUCUUGAACUGUACUUUUUAUGGCACAGAAAUUAAACCCAUCCUGAAUUGUGUGUAGAUUUGCAUUUGAUUUCAAGUGAAUGCACAAAACAAAAGAAAGUCCAGUAAUUUUCUUCAAAACUACACACAGUCUGAAAAGGUUGAAUGAUUAAUUUCAGGUAAUCAAUCCGGGAGGCUGAAAACAACUGGCCCCCAGACUGUUUUUACGCUAAUACCAGCUUUUUUGGGACAUUUUCUGGACAGGAACAUUUAUUCACCAUUUCUCUGCAACUUUUGUUCAAAUUCAGUCACAUUCGUAACAUUAGGGUUGUCAAAAUUUACCCCCUUUUGAUAGCAGUUGCAUUCAAAUGAUGUAGUCUCUAUUAUUUUUAUGUUUGAUUGUAUAAAAAAAGCACUUGCUCAUGAAAAGUUAGAUCUUCAGUCAUCCAACCAACAAAAGGAGGGGGAGCAUCCGUGGUCACUUGACAUAGAGGUUGAGUAAAGCAAGAGAGAGUGCUGAUAAAGCAGACAAUAAGGGGUUGUUGUCUGAGUGUUUCACAGCAGGUACGCUCUUAAAAAUACUUGUUAGCGCUCAGACAUCUCUGCAUAACCACACAGGAAGGUGCCGGCUUUUGUUUCUUUUAGUUACAGCCUUGACCCCCUGCUCAGAUACGACCACGAGACGCAGCACGCCUUCGUCGGCGAUUACUCAGGACAGAUCACGCUGCUAAAACUGGAGAAGCAGACGUACUCAACCAUCACUACACUGAAGGGUCAUGAAGGUAAACACACACACACACACACACACACACACACACACACAACUGCAACUGUUUCUCACUCCCGUGUGCUAUGGAGCAAGAUUCAGGAAGUGAGGCAACUUUAUUCUUUUUUUAAUCAUGACUUUGGUUCAGUCUUUACUUGAAUACUUUAAUGACACACAUUUACAUACAUGCGCCCACUGACUAAUUAAUUUCCUCAAUCAAUCCCUGAGCUCCCCAAGUAAACAGAUCAUAAGAGGGGAAGAGCGUAGGAGUGUUUUCAGAGGAGCACAGAUGGGCUUCCUCUAAUAAUUUUUCAUCAGCGGGUUUCUUUGAAAAUUGAACUCUUUGUAUUUGCUGUAGUGAUAAGACAUGAAAGUAAGUCACCUCACUGCUUCCAAUUAGGACUCUGUAUAUUUUUUCAGUCGCUCCAAAGUUUAUAUCAGGCUGCCAGGGCUGCACAGGAAGGGAAAACACCCAGAGAAAAUAUCCUGGAAACACAUCAUUCACUGGAGUACAAAGAAGGGAUUUAAUUCUGCACAUGCCUGCUGUGAUAUGCAAUCAUAUUAUACACUGGGCUUUAUUCUAAGAGUGAGUAAUUUCCCCUUCUGUUGUUAGCCUGAAAUCAGUGUUUAACCCUUUAAGACCUGUCAUAGACACAAAUACUUGACACAACCAUGUAAAAAAGUCAAAGUGACAUUUUAAUGGUAACAGAAAAAAAAGCAGACAGGAAGGUUUUUACUUUACAGUUCAGGAUUUUUGUCUGUACUCUACAAUUCCAAUUCCAAAAGAGUUGAAACACUUGAAGUGAAGUGUGCUACUAGAGUUUUCAUUGAAACCCAGCUUGCUGUUGAUUAUGGUGGCUAUGGCAUUUUAGGAAAUAUCCCAAUCUGAAGAGCGUUUUUAAAAGUUACCAUUUUAGGUCAGCUAAAACGUCAUUUCCAUUAUCACAAGAAAACAAUCUUUGUUAUAUCAAGAUAACGAGAUAAUAAGUUGUUAUCACGAGAUAACAGUGCAUAAAAAGAGAAAAAUCCAUGGCUGUUCUUGUCUUUCUUAAAACAGAAACAUCAAAACACUUAAAAAUGUGUUCAAUGCUUAAGUUUCACUUGCAACAGGUUUGUAACACAACUGGGUUUAAACAAGUAUCUGGAGAUGCUGAGUUUCUAAGAGGGAAAGAUUGGCAUAGGUUCACCACUCAGUCAGAGACUGUGUGAGCCAACAGUUCAGAGGCAGAAAAAUCAUUCCUCAGUGUAAAACUGCCGCAACUUUGUUUUUUAUUUUCAUUUUCAGUCAUUACAAGAUUCAGAGAAUCCAGAGAAAUCCCUGUACUAAAAGGGACAAAGCGGAAAACUGAUAUUGUAAUCCUUGGACCCUCAGCUAAUCCUGCAGGACUCUGUAGUAGAAAUCAUUUCAUGGGCUAAAAACCAUGUCUAGAAAUUAUGGUCGGAGAACAGUUUGUCGCUGUAUCCAUGAAUCCAGGUUUCAACUGGACCAUACAAAGAGGAACCUAAAAACAAACGUGAUGCAGAAACACCCUCCACUCUGAGGAUUCUAUUUGGAAAUCAUGCACAUUACAUCCUCCCUUAAGAGAAGAUGGACCACCCGGCUUGUUAUCAGCACACAGUUCAAAACCAGCAUUCCCAAGCUACCCAUGCCACAAUCUUACAAUACACUCUGGAUGUGUUACACCAGUAUGGCUCUGUAGUAGAGGAGUCCAGAUGCUUAAAAAAAGGGUUUCAGUAUUAAAAAACAAAAACAUUUUUUUCUGUUCUUGUCCCUGAUGCUUUUUUUGCUCUAGAAGUCUACUUAUGCCAAACCCACGCAUGUCCGAGGGAAAAAAGUCCAACUCUGUCUUUAGUGUGAAGAAAAUUUCUCAAUGAAAAAAGAUCCUGGAUUGUUCAAAAAAACAUCAGGCCUCGAUGCAGUCAAGCAAAAUUUCAAAAUGACUGAGGCUGCGUCAGCAACAUGUGAAACUUCUCCCCCACAAAAAUCCCAACAUUUGGUUUAGAUGAAGAUGACGACAGAAAAUACCAAACACACUCACACUGCUCUGGAAACUCCCAUCUAUCCUAACUGGAUUGUAGAUGUGGCAGGAGGUUAAGUCAGUCUAGGGACAGAGAUCAGAAUCUGGUUCUGUAAAGGAUUUGGUUUCACAUUUUUUUAAACCUGGAAAAAACCUCAAGUCAAGUCACCUCAUUCCAACCACAUCACUAUUAUACAUUCAGUUGUCUUGUAGAGUUUUUGAGUGAACUUUCGAUGUUGCAAAAUAAUUUAUUGCAAGCAUUUAUUGCAACCACCAUGACUAAGCACAUCAGCAUCAUGCUUUAAAUCAAACCAACAUGCUGAACCUCCCAAUGAUGGGCCAAACAAACUCUAGCAGCUCCUCCCGCUGCUGCAUUUGAUCAUUUUCAGAAAUGUGGUCAUGAGUUGAAAUGGCAGUGUGAGAUGCUACAGUUGUGUACCCUAGAGUGCUGUUUGACGAUACUGUGUGUAUAUGGCACUAAAGAAAGCUGUAAAAGCCAGUUUCCAUGGUAGUGCACAGAGGUGUGUGUGGUUUCUUAUGUGUCAUGUAGAUACAGUCGGCCUACCACCAGCUGCUGCAGGCUAUUAUUCAUCCUAUGAGUCGUCUGUCUGUGCCGAAAUUCACUCUUUGAAGGGUGGAAAAAUUGAGUCAUUGUGAGGUCGCUUGUCGGAAAAUCUGUGAUUCAACAAAAUCAGAAAUUCAGUCGAGGGAUUUAAGGUCAAGCUGUGCGCUCUUGACUGUAACGGCAUACUGUAACGUGCUAUUUUUAGACACAGCAUUGAAGAGUCGUGAUUGUGGAGUAUGUUUAUGUGUGUAACUAAGCCACUAUUAGUGCGAAGCAUUUAUAUUGUGUACCAUCCGAGCAGAUGGUCCAUGUGGGCUAAAGGCAGCUGUUUCUUGUCUAAUAAGACUCGUCUGAGAACAGGAAAUAAAAGCUCGGCUGGUACAAAGCUAACAAGAAGAUCCAAAUGCCAAUGGUGUUUUCAGUCUCAGCGCUCUCAUGGUUCAAUAUCCCGGCAUUAGUUAGUAACCCUGGAGACUUAUAUGAUCAAAUUCCUCGUUUGAUCAUUCAAAACUUCAGGAUUAAGUCCAAGCUGUUGAUGCCUUUUUUUCUCAGGAGUGUUUACACAGUAGUUAACUUAAAUUUAUCAAGAAGGAUGACAGCAUAACACCAGGUUUCCAUUUUGAACUAGUUUUUAGCAUCUGCAGUUCAGACAGGGAACUUGUUUUGGUACAUUUUUGAUUAAUUUCUAAGUCUUUCUUACAUUUUGUUCCUGAUAAGCUCUUGACUUCAGGCUGCAAAAAUCUUUCCUUAUUUGCUGCUUCAUUUUGAUCUCAUGAAUCAAAAUGAAACAGCAGUCGGAGUCAUCAUAGCUUUUUAAAAAAAUUUUUAACCCAAAAGCCAUCAGAGGUGCAGAACUACAUUUUGGUUUUGUUUGAUGCACAAUGCUGAUGUGUUUUGCCACAGAUGUUGAGUCACUUCCUUGGCAGGUAGUGAUGUUGCACCACAAAUUGUUUCCAAAAUCUUAACCUGACACUCGAUGUUUGUUUAUUUGUGCUCUGUUGCUCUUCUGUGGCUCAACCCAAGAUAUAACAUGAUGGCUCUUUAGCAGCAAUGAUGCUGAGUUCAUAGUAGACCCAGGUUUCAAUACCCAACCAUGCUCCAGAGCUGGCUUUCAUUCAAAUCUUGCUUUUAUCCAGGGUUAAAAGAGUCAAAUUAAAGGUAACCUUGCUAAAUGAUUUACUCAGCCAACUCUCCAAAACUCAGAAAUAAUUUUUUACAACUGGAUAAACUUGAAAAAGCAGGAAGUCCUCAGUGAUAGGCAGAUCUCUACCUUGUAGCUUUCCCAGCAAACACCAGGUGGAGCCAGAGUUCAAACCAUAACUAGAUCCUUGAGCAGCCGCCUUCAGUGUAUAAUUAACUUUUAUUAAGGAGAGUUUUCUUCUCUAUCCAUCCUCUCCAGGUAGUAUAGCAGCCCUCUGGUGGGACCCCAUCCAGAGGCUGCUGUUUUCAGGGGCUGCAGACCACAGCGUCAUCAUGUGGGACAUCGGGGGCCGCAAAGGACGGACAUUACUGCUGCAGGGACACCAGUGAGUCCUUCAUUGUUUCUUCUUUGCACAGAUGCUGCUUUUGCGUGGUCUCCUCUGUUUGUUUCAGGGCUUCAAAAAUAGAUCACAGGAAAAAAGAGAUGGUGUCAUGAACAGCUGGCCCCCCAGGCUCUCCCUGUUUGUUUUUCUCCUCUUCAUACAUUUUUCAGCACUUCCUCUUCCCCCACCCAUCUUACAGGAAUCAUCAACAAAGCCCCUGUACAGUGAUGCGUGUCAGUACAAACCACCGCAGAUCCUUUUGAGCCCCAGAUUUACAGAGGAUUGUCUCUUAGAAAAACCACAAAAAUGAUUCUCAUGUGACUCUGACGGGCUCUUCUUCCUGUGUUGACUUGGUCUUCAUCAGUUCACUGUUUAUUUUUCACAUUCUCUUACCUUCCUCUUCUUCUAAUUUUACUAUUUUAUCAAACUAUAUUUGUAACAUUUAUGUAAAACACCCAAUAUGAAGAAGUGUUGGAAUGAUAUUUAAUAUUUUAGUGAAGUCAUUUAAUAGUUAAUUGGCUUUAUUUAGAGUUUAAUGUAGACUCUGUAUGAUAUUUGUUCAAGGAAAGGGGCCUCAGAUAGUACAUAGUGGUUUUUUUUUCUUUUAAAAUCAUAGAUUGAGAUGAAACUAUUAAAGUGCUCUGUCCUCUCUCUCUCUCCCUCAGUGAGCGUGUUCAGGCCCUACGCUACCUCCAGCUGACCAGACAGUUGUUAUCGUGCUCAGCCGAUGGAGUAAUGGCUGUUUGGAACAUGGACGCACAAAGAGAAGAGGUUUGCAGCGCUCUUAUGAAAUUAUCCCAUUUGCUUCUCUCCUUUUCAUCUCAGCUAUGCUCUUUGCACCGGGAGGAAGCUUCAUUUUGACAGCACUAGGAGAGUUCAUUUAGUAGGUGCAUGUUAAUGACUCAGAGUGACAUUUAAAAGUUCCUUUUUCUCUUUUUUUUCUCCCUUUUUAAAAAUCAAAAAGAUCAACUUACAUUUAUAACUUGUGACAUGAGCAGUUUUACACCUUGUUUCGACCUUGAUAAUUUGGGCUCAUAGGUCGUGAGGAUUAGCAAUCCAACAUGUCAUAUUAUCAGAGUAUUUCCAACUAAAAAAAAAAUUUAAACACAAUGAAAAUUCAAACUUCUGCUUAGUUAUACACUUCAUAUGUGGUUGGCUAUAGCUGGUCUGUAUUUUUGGGUUGGCUGUUACUCAUCAUCCUCUCUUUAAGUUUAGGUCAGGCUAGUUUGCUCGCCAGUUAAGAGCAGCACCAUGGUCAGCAAACCACUUGGUAGUAGUUUUGGCGCUGUGGGCAGGUGCACAGUCCAACUGGAAAGGGAAAUUAACAUCAAAAUCUCCUGGCAGACUUUAAGCUGCGUUAAACCUGGACUCAGUGGAGCAACACCAGCAGAUGACCUGACACCACAAAUAACCGUAGGCCGCUAAAAAACUCACAGUGGACUCCACACAGUUUGGAGCCUCUGCUAAAUUGCUGAAUUAACUUUCAUCUGAAAUCAGGACUUAAGAACUGUAAGCGAUAGUCCAGUCCUCUUACUCCUUUGCAGAAUGAAGACUCUGGUUCAGGAGUGUCUCUAUGUUAGGGAUUAUGGACAGUUGUAGUCUCUCUCCUGAGGAUGUCUGUGUUUGGUGGCUCUUGAUGCUCCGACUCCAGCUGAAAUUCAUGAAUGAACUUUUCAUGACGACCCUCUCAUGACUGCAGGGGUUCCUGUUGGUCACUUUUUCCUCAUAAACUUUUACCCUCCAGUCAAUUUUCCAUCAAUAUGCCCUGAAACGGCUCUCAGCCUUUACAACAGUGACUCCCUGUAGCUAACCCUCUUUAGGAAGGGUGUCCAUGAUUGUGCUCUGGACACCUGUUGAGUCGGCAGUCGUGAUUGUGGUUGUUUCUACUGAGUUAGACGAAUACAGUUUUAACCACAACAUAAAAUGAGAUGUUCUAAUGUUUAAGGUUCGAUAUUUUUUUACAUUUUUUGAGCUGUGGGACAAAACUAUCAAGAUUAAAUAGACAAAUGUUUGAAACAUUGAUGCUCCACCUGUGUUUCUUCUGCAAGUCUCAAAGUAGUCUUUACCGGCAUGUUCCUCUCUAGGCGCCUCAGUGGUCAGACAGCGAUUCUUGCCAGAAGUGUGAGCAGCCUUUCUUCUGGAACAUCAAGCAGAUGUGGGACACAAAGACCCUCGGGCUCAGACAGGUAGAACAGUCUUUCCUCUUUCUGAAAUCAGUCCACCGGUGAAUCAGCUGAUAUUUUGUGUAUUUCUUUAUCACUCAGCACCACUGCAGGAAGUGUGGAAAGGCCGUGUGUGGGAAGUGCAGCUCUAAACGCUCCACAUUCCCAAUCAUGGGUUUUGAGUUCCCGGUGCGGGUGUGUGAUGCGUGCUUCGACACCAUCAAAGAAGAAGAGUGAGUUCAGAGCUUUUCUUUCCUCUGGAUAAUACCAACAUUAUGAAUCAAUUUUGAAGUACAUGACAUUUCUCUUAUUAAACCCCACCUGUGUGUUUGUACGUGUCUUUGUGUAUGUGUCUCUGUGUGUGUGUGUGUGUGUGUGUGUGUGUGUGUGUGUGUGUGUGUGUGUGUGUGUGUGUGUGUGUGUGUGUGUGUGUGUGUGUGUGUGUGGUACAGUCGAACAGCACUGGCCACAUUCCACGAAGGGAAGCACAACAUCGCCCACAUGGACAUGGACCCAUCCAGAGGCCUGAUGGUCACUUGUGGAAGCGACCGCAUUGUUAAGGUGAACAACAGUUCUGUGAUAGCAGAUAAUUCAUGCAUGUAGUGUAGUUUAUCCCUCACAACAAUAACAAUAACAAACAAUAUCACAGACUCAUGUUUCUCUAGAGUCUGAAAUAAAUCACGGGCUUUAUCUCAUACUGCUAUUCAUGCAAAAAAUGAUUGAAGUUAAAAAAAAGUUAAAACUUGAAAGAAGUAAAAGAAAAACCAAAGAGUGUGAACUACUGUGAUGAAAACAUGUAAAUGUACCUUUUUAUGAUUAAUUAUUGAUUUCAAAUACCUGCCUUUAUAUAACCCUGUAUUACAGUGUUAUAGUUGUUUCUUUUACUUGAUUACUUACUAAAUAUACGUACAGACAUGAGACUGCUCAUUUAGGAAACCUAGAAUUAGCAUUAACCUCUAACCUCUGGUGUCAGUCUUCAGCUAAGCUGCCUCAGAGUCUAAUUAUUGCAGAUUAAUAACCUGAAAUUAUUGAAGCUUCGACAGUCCAGCACUCUGGAGUUUCGUUUGUUGAGUUCUGCUUUGAACCCCUCGCCUCUCCUCUUACUGUUAUUGGUUGUUUCUCUCCACAGAUCUGGGAUAUGACGCAGGUGGUUGGCUGUAGCUUAGCAACAGGCUUCUCUCCUCGCUGAUUGGCCUCGGGCUCACUACAUGGUCCUCCUCUCCCCCCACCUGCUCUGUGCUCCUCCCACUCUUCCAGUGUCAUGGAAACCCCUCUGUACAGUUAAUCUCCCGCUCUGCCGGAGACCUUCAGCCUGCUCUCGGUGAAUGUGUGUGUGUGUGUGUGUGUGUGUGUGUGAGUGUACGAGUGUGUGUGUGUGUGUGUUAAUGGUGCCGCCCCACACAUUCCUUUUGCUCCUCAUAAUGAAUUUUUCCUUAAUUUCUCUGUCAGUGAGCGCCUGAAGGUGUGUGACUGAUUUUCGCUUCGAUAUAAACAGAACCCUAAGCACAAAGGUGUGUGUGUACAUGUGUGCAUGUAUUGUGAUGAUUUCUCCUGUGGGAGGACUGCUAUUGAUAUUAAUGUUUAUAUUAUACAAAUAUUUCCAAUGCUUUUUCUGACAAAGGUCAUUUUUUAUUACCCUUGCACUGUAAAUUUCACUAAACUGCUGACCUGCCAUCCCUGUACAAACACUAGCCUGCUUCUUACUGUGACCCCUCAUCUGCAUAUUACUCAGUCACUGUAACAUGUACAAAACCCUGACCAUAUGUAUAUAAACACUUGCAUCAUGUGUAUUGUAGAUAGUUGCUUGAAUUAACUCUCACUGACCAGAGUGAGCAGCUUUUUUCCUUGUUUUCAGUUUCUUUCCUUUCACUAGUUGGCCUUAAAUCACUCUCAGGAGGUUUUACAUCACAGGGCAGGGGCUCAUCAUGUCACUUGUGACCAUUAUUCAUGUGUUAUCUCUCACUCAUAAGAACAGAUCCUUUGGAAAUCUCAUAUAACGUGAAAAACGAUGCUGCUGCAGCAGAUAUUUGAUGAGUUCAGGCUUGUUUGCAUGAGAGCUCAGACCCAGGAAACUGGCAUAUGUUGAGAAAGUAAACUUGACUCACAUGGGCGCAAUCAAACAGCCUGUCUCAGCAGCUGACUGUAUUCACUAGGGGGCCAUUUUCCACUGACGUCAUGCUCAGGGUAGGAAGCUCAAAUGCUGUCACAGAGUCCUACUUCUGUGCUUCAUGUGGUUUUUAGAUUGAUCAGGAGUCUCUGUAUAAAUAGGUGGUUGGCCUAGAACCCAAAUUACAGAGACUGUAGUCCUUAUCACAGCAGUCUGACUCCCAGCCAUGAGCAUUUACAGUCUGUUUUACGCUUUACUCCCCACUGUCUCAAUCAAAAAAGUAAAAAAUUAACCACAUUACAGAAAAGAAAAGGUUAGGCCUGAAAAUGGUCCCAAAAGUGAAGACAAAAUAUUGGAAGGUUCCCCCUACUGGCUGGUUGCGGUUAUAAAACCCACCUCCAUCACAUGCCACAAACUAGAAAAUCAAAAUAUACACAGAGUUUUUUCUUGAUCAUGGUUUCUGUGAUUCUGUGAUACAGGAAGUGGAGAAUUUGGCUUUUGACAACCAUGACUAAUAUCUAAGAAAAAUCUCACAAAACAGUCAGAGUUAAACUCAGUUUAUUCAGCAUGGCAAAAACUGGAGCAGAAACUGCAGGUGAAUUAUGGAAAAACUGGUUUGUGGUGUGUCGCUUAUGUGAGUAGAGCUCUCAUCAACUGUGGUCCGCCUGUUGGUUAAACAUUGCACAGUGGUACAGCUCAGACACAGUCUAUGGCAUAUCUGGCCUACAAUGUAAAAAAUGUUUCUAUUUUAAUUAACUGGCUCAAACAACUAAUUAAUUUAGUUACCAGGUUGUACUUGGACCUGACACCACAAAUAACCAUAACCACCUUGGUUACCAACGUUAACCAAGUUUGCUAAUUUGUGAGUAAUGAAAAAUAUGAAGAUCGUCAAAUUCUCUGCACUGAAAACAUACUAAUAAGAACAGAGUUAAGAGACAUAAUGAAAAAAAUUAGAGCUGCAAGAUUUCCAGUGGAAAAUGGCUGCGAUGUGGAUACGUUGGACUUAAGUUACCACAGUAUGGAAGCCCUGAAAGGCAAAUAACAAAAGUCAGCCUGUUCUCAAUUUGGCUUUUUCCAAAAACGCUGACAAAGUAUGUGUUUAACCUUUGCACAUGUUGUCAAAACUCUCCGAUUAUUUAUACAAAACACACAACAAACUUAAUCUGCCCUGGUUGUGUGUGGAGUACAUGAGAGUUAAAUUAAAACUUCUAUCAAGAACAUUGGCUGGUGGGAGUGGUGCCUCUUGUGGCUGAACUAAGUAUUAUGGGUACAAACACAUUAAAUAAAUUUUCUUGAAUUUUCAAAUAUAUUUGAUCUUUUUGCCUCUCAGGGCCACCAUACAGAUCUUAUUUUUAGAGGGAAAUGCUUUAGAAAAAAUCCAUUAUCACCACCUCCUAGAAAUGUAUCACUCGCAAACACAUAAACAAAAAAGAAAUAAAAUCAUGCAGGCAGAUACCACAGGACAUGAUUGUAAAAAACCAAUACUCUGAUGCCUCCUAUAAGAGUUCUAUAUUUUCUUGAGUGGGAAUAUCAGGUUUUGUGGUGCGAAAUUUCUCCCCAUUGAAAGGCACUUAUCAGAAAGGCUCUCUAAGUAAAUGUAGCACUAAAAGCUGAAUCGCGCUGCCUGUGCUCCUUCAAAAGCCUUAAAGAGAGAAGGACAUGCUCACAAAGCCUUUUUAGUGUAUUUGUUUUCAGUGCGUACGACUGUUCACUCACUCAUUCACUCACCUCUUUGUGAAGCUUCCUUUCAGCCUGUAUUGUGUUUAAAAUUCAGCUCUCCUGCCCCCCACACAUCUGUGCAUCAAGGAUGUCUCUCAUCAACACUGCACUGAAUUGCACAACUCUUUGUCUGCGACUCUGAAUUUCAGAACAUUUUUGUAAGUUCAUAUUUGGGAGGGAUAAUUCCUUGAUUUGAUGUAGCGUCUUUGUACAUAGCAGCUAGUAUCUUCUAAUGUUAGACUAACGCUUGCCUUAUUGUGAGUGAGGAAAUGAGCAUUAUAAUGUAUGAUUUCCAAAAUGUAGCCACAUUCCAGGUUUUUGAUCAUGUAGUGUAUAUUUAUAUUUGUAGUAAAGUAUUUAUCUGUUAUCAUUGAAUGUGGUCGUUUACUUUUCUUUUCCUUCCUAGUUUUAACAAACAUUAUUUAAAAACCCUUUUAUUGAAGCACAUGCAAACGCACAUCAUCUAGUAUUUACAUCAUCAGCUUCACAGAUAGACAACAAUAAUGAAACAUUAAACUAUGGAAACUAUUUGAGUUUGAGGGAAAUUGAGCGUGUGAAAGUUAAUAAAGUGCAGAAAUGUUACUGAUCUCUAAUUGAAAUAUGUAAUAAAACCUGCAGAAAUCUUCUUUUUGAUGCUCAAGUGCUGCAAAACAACCUGGUAACACUGCGAAGGAACAUUGCUUUAUGCAGCUCAUCCAGUCAGGAGGAGCUGACUAUUUUUACUAUCUCUGAACGAAAUGAGCUGGAUACAAGGUCUGAAUAAUUGGUGCCUCGAGCUAGAGAAGCUUAACUGAAGGAUCUCGAUGGUUUAAUUAGCCUUCAAAUUCCUCUGUGGACGCAUCAGUUGCAGGAAAAUAACUGUGCUGUGCUGUUAGAACAUCAUGAUUUAAAAAUGAGCUUUUACUGUGAAGCUGAUGUAAUUGAUUAAAUAACCCCACUAACUAUGAGUCUCUGUUUGCACAGACAUUGUAGAAAAUACUAUGUCCAGUUUGCGUCACGUAACUAUGAUAGCAACAUUAGAGUAUUUAGUAGUAAUAGUAUAAGACAGACUGUUAGACCAUCCUUCUCCAGAACAGACACGAUUUCCUGUACAAGCUUUCAGAGGCCUUCAGUACAGUUUUGACCCGAGGUCCAGCUCCAUAUUUUAUAUUUCAAAACUCACCAGAGUGUAAAAGUGCAUCACAACUUAGAGAGUAAUAUCUGAAGUUCAAAUUCACAGUUUAGAGAAUGAUUUUCCUCUGUAACGAUGUUAUCAUAAAGCCUUAGCGCUCCUGUGUACUCCAGUUUGGGUUGAUUUUGGCGCCCCCUGUGGACAAAAAUGUACAUUUGAUCUUUUCCCUGAUUUUGUUCUGCUCAUGUGUACCUUCUGCUUCUUCCCAAAAACUUAUCUUAGUCUCUUUUAAAGUCCGAUGUAUAACUAAAAAAAGUCUUAAACAUGGAACAUGUAAGAAAAUCAGACACUUACCCCCUGCCAAUAGUUUCAGCCUUCAAGUCUCUCUGCUUAUUCUUUUUUUAGCAGUUUUAGGACAAAAAGAGAAAUCUGUAUUAAUUUUGGUAUGAUUCGUGACCAGCUAAAAAGUUCUCAAAAGAAGCUUUUAUAUGUUUUUAAGGCUUUGAGCUGAUCCAUAGUUCCCCUAAGUGGCUGACUGACUAUUUCUGAGCACAAAAAAACAACAGCCCUAAAAUACAACCUUUACUCAUAAGAUAAUUGCUUUGUUCUUAUCACAUAAUAACUUUUUUUCUUGAUGUUUGUCCCUAAUAUGGUCAUUUUUCGCCUAUUGUUGAAAAAGCCAGCAACCGAACCACUUUCUCAAAUUUUCAUCUAUCUUGAGACUGUAUGUACAGGACUGGAAUGAAUGUGAGUUUGUUGUUGGCUUUGGAAACACAGGUCCCAUUGAAAAAUCCAGAGUUAACAAAAUUAUUGAAGCUCAUUCAUGUUUAAGUUCCCUGAAUACUACUGAACUUUUAGAAAAUGGCAACUUCAAAUGUCACAACCCAACUUAUGUCAUAAAGCCACACUGGGAUCAACAGGGUAACAGAGGAAGCUGCUGUACAGUCAGUGUCGUAGAUUUUCAUCCUGUCUGUCCUGGUUCUUCGGCCAGAGGACGAGAUAGUGGAUUUCUGCUGUUUGAUAUUUUCUUUGAUGCUGUUUUUAGACCCUUUUUCUUUCCAGAUCAACUCUUGGUAAAAAAUUGCCUGAAACACCUUCAUCUCAAACUCUUCUCCAUUAAAUUCCUUAGUCUAACUUGUUUUUUUUCCGGCUGCUUGUAAAAGUCACUCACUGUUCCAACAUGUUGUUGCUAAUGAAUAUCUAAAAAAAAUGUAUUUUUAAACACUUUUGUUGACAAUACAGUAAAUACAUUACUGACUUUGGUCUCUCUGUGCGCUCUGUCCAAGAGAGAAAAUACUCAAUGCUUAAUAAAGACCAACUGGUAUGUUUUUUC